AUGGCCGAAAAGAAUGACCAUCCUGGCACAGGACCCAAGAGACGAGCUCCUCACAAAAAGGUCCGGACUGGGUGUGUCACCUGCAAGAUCCGAAGAGUACGCUGCGAUGAAGCAAAACCUGAGUGUCACCGAUGUCUCUCGACUGGGCGCAAAUGCGAUGGCUACGCACCCGCGUCUGGGUCGACCAAGAGAGACACGGCAGACUCGCACCCAGCUGCCGACUCUAGACUUGUCCUGCCGCCAAAGAAUCUUGAAGAGAUAAGAAGCUAUCGUUUCUUCAUGGAAGUCACCGCUCCAGCUAUUGCCACCACCUUUGACUCUGAGUUUUGGCGGCUGGAGCUUCCGAGGAUAUGUCAAUCCGACCCAGCCAUCUGGCACGCCGCCGUCAGCUUCGGGUGCGUCCAUGAGAGCUACCUGUCUGCAUCCCCGGAUCAACACGCCAAGAGCACCUUUGCUGUGCAGCAGUUUAAUGCCUCUGUCAAAUGUCUAACGGCCCCAACCUAUACUGACAGAUGGAGAGCCCUCGUCGUCAGCGCAAUCUUUACGUGCGUCUGCCAUUUUGAGGGACUUCAAGACCAGGCUCGCAUCCAUCUCAGAGCUGGCUACAAGCUGCUCCAAGAGAUUCAGCAGGAAGAAGAAGCCCUAGGGAAUCGGAAGAGUCGACCGAGUUCGUCAUCCGAGCCAGCAGCAAGCAUCAGCCCGAUAUCACUGUCAUCCAUUAGCUCCAUUCUCACGGGCUUCCAGAUCUCGGAUCAGGCACUCAGUCGGGGAGGCAUCUCAGACGUGCCGAUGCUGAUAUCAAGGCAUGAUAGCUUCACUGAGUGGCGGACGUACACGGCACCGUCCAAGACGCCAUACCUUACAAUCGAGAACCUGACGCGGGCUAGUCGGGCAUCCGAGUCGUUGUUGAAUGGGCUCGUAUUCUUCAUGCAGAGGCACGCUAACCAGAUCAAGGACAUUUUCCUUGGUACUGGCGAUGUGGGUUUGAUGGAGUCAAUUGCCUUAAAACAGGAGCCUGAGAUUCGUUGUUUUGCUGAGAUCUCCCGUGCCAUCCAGUCAUUCCAGGUGCAUGUCAGAGAAGCCGAGGCAUCGGACUAUCUCGCAGACUCCUGGGUCAACAGAACGCUGCUUACUUUGAAGCUAUACCAGGGAACUAGCCGCUUCAUCCUCUUGAAAGACCCAGACGAACCUGACCUGGUAAAGAGACAAGCGGGGUUGCCUGCGGCUGGUAUGAGACUUAUCGAACUGGCAGAGGAGAUCCUCAACCUCAGCGGAGAGAGUCACGACAAGCUUCUGGUACCGAGUCCUCCAACGUCUACCCCUCUAUUCAUCCUCGCCCACUCUGGGCUCACACAGCAGAUCCGGCGACGUGCGAUUAAGCUCCUCAAGCGGCCAAAAAUGGUUGGCAUGUGGGACACCGUCCUGUCUGCGAGGAUUGUAGAAGCCAUUAUGGAAAGGGAGAAGUCGGCCGCAUACGAGGACCAGUUGAGAAGGGUGGAAGAGGGGACUCUGGCGCCAGAGAUGAUGGAUAGGGAUGCCGACUCACCGGUAGAGCCUUUGCAUCGCAUUUUCAACAUGACCUUGGUCAUGGAGGGCAGGAGGAGAGCCAGGCUAUCGUUGAGGACUUGGCAGGACUGGAUACGGGGACAAGCCGGCGAGCAGAGAGUGAUAGAAUGGUAA
Fusarium keratoplasticum is the source of this 1680-nucleotide messenger RNA. RefSeq names its product Zn(2)-C6 fungal-type domain-containing protein. Lineage: Eukaryota; Fungi; Ascomycota; Sordariomycetes; Hypocreales; Nectriaceae. Bases 1 to 1680 code for a protein of 559 amino acids. Gene Ontology annotation, biological process: regulation of DNA-templated transcription. Gene Ontology annotation, molecular function: DNA-binding transcription factor activity, RNA polymerase II-specific; zinc ion binding. The transcript has 2 exons. The record is from RefSeq and is a predicted model, not a curated record.